CUUCCAGUCGCUACCGUAAGAGUCUGGGCAAGUACAGCCUGGAGAGGAAGCCCAGCCUGAGACACCGCCAGGAGUCUUUGGCUCAGUGCCGCUUUUCCCUGACUCCUCCUCGCUCGUCCCUGGCUCCCCGUGGGGCUGGAGCUCCCUGGGCGUCCCAAGUGCCUCAAUCGUCCCGGAUGCCCCAGACGCCCCUGGUUCUGGAUUCAGCGCAGAGGACGAGCUCCAGCGGGAUACAGCAGCCUGGGCUGGGAUACCGGCGGCCUACCAUCCGCUUCAGCCUCUACCCCAAGUCAUCUCGCCGCCUGUCGCAGAGGUCUGCCUCCCCUUGCUUCUCAUACAUCAGUGCCUACAACGAGCUGGCAAAGAUGGGCGACCCGGACCUGCUGGAGAUGGUGGAGGAGGAAGGCUUAAGAUCCAAAGAAAAAGAAUAUGCUUUCCAAAGUGCUGAGAACCUGGACACCAGAGAGACCAGCUUCCUCAUCUCUAGAGAGCUACAGACAUUGCCUGAGAAACGAUUCAAUUUGUUCCUGAGGAGGCGUCUUAUGUUUCAAAGAAGUGAGCAAAGCAAAGACUCAAUCUUCUUCAGAGAUGGAAUUAGGCAGAUUGACUUUGUCCUUUCCUAUGUGGAAGAUACAAAGAAAGACUCAGAGAUAAAGGCAGAGAGAAGACAGGAAUUUCACCUAAAUCUCAGGAAAACAGGUCUUGAGUUGGAAAUUGAAGACAAAAUGAACUCUGAAGAUGGAAAAACCUUUUUUGUGAAGAUCCACGCCCCGUGGGAGGUCCUAGUCACUUAUGCUGAAGUACUGGGGAUCAAGAUGCCUAUUAAGUGGAGUGACAACCAGGAGCCAAAGUACCCACCCCUGAGUUACAUGCUUGGACCUGUGAAGCUCCCAGCCACUGUGAAGUAUCCUCACCGUGACUAUAUCACGGCUCAGUUUAGCAGAUACCGUCAGGAUCUCUUCCUCAUCGAAGACCAGGCUACUUUCUUUCCAUCCUCGACGAGAAACAGAAUCGUUUACUAUAUUCUGUCACGAUGCCCUUUUGGAGUAGAAGAGGGGAAGAAAAAGAUUGGGAUCGAAAGACUGCUGAACUCCAGCACGUACUUAUCUGCCUAUCCACUCCACGAUGGCCAGUACUGGAAGCCAUCAAGAACUCCUACUCACAUCAACGAGAGGUACAUCCUUCGCCAGAACUGGGCUCGGUUUUCUUACUUUUACAAGGAGCAACCUUUAGAUUUGAUUCGGAACUAUUUUGGUGAAAAGAUUGGUAUCUAUUUUGUGUUUCUCGGGUAUUACACAGAAAUGCUGUUGGUCGCAGCUCUGGUUGGCUUAGCCUGCUUCAUCUACGGCUUGUUAUCAAUGGAAAAUAACCAGACCAGCACUGAAAUCUGCGACCCUAACAUUGGAGGUCGGAUGAUCAUGUGUCCACUUUGUGAUGAACUGUGUGAUUACUGGAGACUGAACACCACAUGUUUGCAUUCAAAGUUCUCCCAUCUCUUUGAUAAUGAGUCAACCGUGUUCUUUGCGAUCUUCAUGGGGAUCUGGGUCACACUGUUUCUGGAGUUGUGGAAACAGCGACAAGCCAGGCUUGAGUAUGAGUGGGAUCUGGUAGACUUCGAAGAAGAACAUCAGCAGCUCCAGCUGAGGCCUGAGUUCGAAGCCAUGUGUAAACAGAGGAAGAUAAAUCCUGUGACAAAGGAGUUGGAGCCACACAUGCCUCUGUGCCAUCGCAUCCCAUGGUACUUUGUGUCAGGGACCACAGUGGUCUUUGGGAUGGCUCUCCUCCUCAGCAGCAUGGUGUCCAUCAUUGUGUACCGCCUGUCUUUCUUUGCCACUUUUGCCACCUUCAUGGAAAGUGAAGCCACUCUGCAGAACAUGAAGAGCUUCUUCACCCCCCAGAUGGCCACCUCUCUCUCUGGAUCAUGCCUGAACUGCAUUGUCAUUGUGAUCUUGAAUUUUUUUUAUGAGAGGAUAUCUGCCUGGAUUACAAAAAUGGAGAUUCCUCGAACUUACCAAGAGUAUGAGAGCAGUCUCACUCUGAAGAUGUUUCUCUUCCAGUUUGUGAAUUACUACUCAGCUUGCUUUUAUGUGGCCUUCUUUAAAGGGAAGCUCAUGGGCUAUCCUGGGAAAUACACAUAUAUGUUUAAUGUAUGGAGAAGCGAAGAGUGUGAUCCUGCAGGUUGUCUGGUAGAGCUGACAACCCAGCUAACCAUCAUCAUGAUUGGGAAACAGGUUUUUGGAAAUAUCCAUGAAGCCUGUCAACCCCUGAUUUUUAAUUGGUGGAGACGUCGAAAAACCCGAACCCAUUCUGAGAAACUAUACAGUCGCUGGGAGCAAGAUAAUGACCUUCAGGUUUUCGGACAACUUGGGCUGUUCUAUGAGUACUUGGAAACAGUUAUUCAGUUCGGGUUUGUCACAUUGUUCGUGGCCUCUUUUCCCCUGGCCCCCCUGUUUGCUCUCAUGAACAACAUUAUAGAGAUCCGCGUGGAUGCCUGGAAGCUGACGACUCAGUACAGGAGACCUGUCGCUGCAAAAGCUCACUCCAUAGGUGUCUGGCAGGACAUUCUCUAUGGAAUGGCCAUCCUUUCUGUUGCAACUAAUGCCUUCAUUGUUGCGUUCACAUCUGACAUCAUUCCACGGUUAGUUUACUUCUAUGCCUACUCAAUGAAUUCCACGGAGCCUUUGAGUGGAUAUGUGAAUAACAGCUUGUCAGUGUUCCUGAUAGCUGACUUCCCCAACCACACAGCGCCAAAGGAGAAGAAAGACUUCACCACUUGCAGGUACAGAGAUUACAGGUACCCUCCUGAUCAUGAGAACAAGUAUGCCCAUAACAUGCAGUUCUGGCAUGUCCUUGCUGCCAAGCUGAUCUUCAUCAUAGUAAUAGAACACGUCGUGUUUCUGUUAAAAUUUUUAUUGGCCUGGAUGAUACCGGAUGUUCCAAAAGAUGUCCUAGAGAAAAUCAAACGAGAAAAGUUAAUGACUGUCAAAAUUAUUCAUGAGUUCGAGCUCAACAAGUUGAAAGAAAACUUGGAUAUUGAAUACAAUAACAUCAUUAAGCAUGACACAGUGGAAGAUAUCAGAUCCCCGAGGGACAGAAUCCCCAUCUAAUCCACACACGAGGCGAGGCAUGUAGCUCUGUGCCCUUCUCUGUUCACUGUGGCCUCUGGACUUCUGGCUGGAUGCUGGAAUUCAUGUAUCCAUUUGUUUUGCUUUCUUUCUUUUAUUUUUAACUCGGAGUCUUUAUGCCCUACGAUAGAGGCAGGCAUCAGAAGAGAACACAGGUGGGCAUCAUCCACUGGGCUCUCCCGGGGUGUGACUCAUGGGGUCCUGUAAACACCUGCAGGUGGUGCCUGUGGAUUCGGAAUCUGGAAAAUCAUGAAGUGUUGCUACUUAGAGUGAAACACUGGUGUGGGAGAUGCUCUGUCACUUCCCAGGGCAACUGAAAAUCUUUGCUGUCUUCUGUUGAAUGUCUUCUGUCUCCCUCCCAACAAGAAAAGGGUUGUAUCAUAAAGAAAGCUAGAAAAGAGACCCACCAUUUCAUAGAACAUCUGCCAUUGUAAAAGCACACAUGUAAAGCCAAAAUCAGAAGAAGUCCUGAGAAAUCUCACCUAUUGACAAAUGCUGGGUAUAAAUCAUAGCAGGAGUGUGCUCUUGACAAUGUCAGGUGAGAGUUAGCUUCGUCAGAAUCCCAGAUAACCUUUCCUGGUAAAGGUAGAAUCAGUUUUUCCCUGAGACUAGAAGAAUUUUCAUGAAAGACUCUGAGAGGGCUUUUGAAGGUACUGUUUCCAUUUCCUUGACUAGCUUCAACAACAUAGUGUCAGGUGACUACAGGUUUCCAAGUGAAGGUACUGUGCAAAGCCGAUGUGUCUUCUUAGGAUCUAAAGAAUGCAAGAGAGUGCAUAGACAUUAUUCAAUGAUAAAGUGAAACUUUUAAAUUUCUCUGAAAUGCUGAUUUUUGCAUCAUGAAGCUUUUUUGAGCUCUAGCCAUUUGUAUAAGUUGGGCA
This is a messenger RNA of Onychomys torridus (southern grasshopper mouse), 4003 nucleotides long. RefSeq names its product anoctamin 5 (gene Ano5). The transcript has 22 exons. Gene Ontology annotation, cellular component: plasma membrane. Gene Ontology annotation, molecular function: protein dimerization activity; chloride channel activity. Bases 177 to 3107 code for a protein of 976 amino acids. The record is from RefSeq and is a predicted model, not a curated record. Lineage: Eukaryota; Metazoa; Chordata; Mammalia; Rodentia; Cricetidae. Gene Ontology annotation, biological process: chloride transmembrane transport.